This is a messenger RNA of Sardina pilchardus (European sardine), 1663 nucleotides long. It is a transcript of the gene rnf128b, whose product is annotated as RING finger protein 148. Lineage: Eukaryota; Metazoa; Chordata; Actinopteri; Clupeiformes; Clupeidae. Gene Ontology annotation, cellular component: plasma membrane. The transcript has 7 exons. Gene Ontology annotation, biological process: ubiquitin-dependent protein catabolic process; Wnt receptor catabolic process. Gene Ontology annotation, molecular function: frizzled binding; ubiquitin protein ligase activity. Bases 153 to 1289 code for a protein of 378 amino acids. The record is from RefSeq and is a predicted model, not a curated record.
GACGCAGCGACCGGAGCUGAAAGGGAACAAGAAAAAAGGAGAGGAAGAAAAAAAGAUCUCUGAAAGGGGAAAACAAACAAACAGAUUUCAGUCUCAGCAGAACAAAAAGAGAGUGGGGGAAGAAGAAAAGAAAGAGAAAGAGAGAGAGAAAGAUGAGCUGGAGUGGGAGACGUUUUUUUGCCUGGCUCUGCCUGAUGGCUUGCGUGGCAGAGUGCUCCAGCUUCGCCAUGCUGUACUGGUCAGCCUACGUGUCGGUGAGCGUGGGGAACGACUCCAAGCCGUUCAAGUGCGAGUGUGGCCUGUACGGCCAGCACUCGCCGCUGCUCGGGGAGAGCGGCGUGCUGGUGCUCCCUAACGAGGACCCCGAGGCGUGCAACCAUGCCACCUUCAACGUCACCGGGUCGCCCUGGAUCGCCCUCAUCGCGCGGGGGAACUGUACGUACAAGGAGAAGAUCAACGCCGCCAAGAAGUACAACGCGUCUGCAGUGGUCAUCUAUAACCUUGAUGGCACCGGCAAUGAGACUAACACCAUGAGCCACUCAGGAACCGGAGGAGUUGUCACUGUCAUGAUUGGCAACGUACUCGGCAAGUACAUCGUCGGUCUGAUCAACGCUGGGGAUGAGGUCUUCAUGAGCAUCGAGGUGGGCAGCCCUCACGGGCCCUGGGCCAACCCAGUCUGGAUCUACUGCAUCUCCUUCGCAUUCUUUGCCAUCACUGCCGUGACUAUGGCCUACUUCACCAUCCUCACGGUGAAGAAGAUCCACCACCACAUGAUGCUGAAGAGAGAACAGAGACAUCUGAAAUCUGUGGCCCAGAAAGCGAUUGAGAAGCUAAAGAUUCGAACUCUGAAGAAAGGAGAUGAGGAGGUGGGGUCAGACAACCACACCUGUGCUGUGUGUAUAGAGGGAUACAAACACGGGGAGCACGUGAUGAUCCUAACCUGCAGUCACUUCUUCCACAAGCCCUGCAUUGAGCCCUGGCUGCUGGAGCAUCGCACCUGUCCCAUGUGUAAAUGCAACAUCCUGGGACUGAAGACGGUGGACGAGGAGGUCAGUUCCGGGGCCACCCCUUCACCACUAGAUGUCAGGUUUUACCCAGACUCACGGCUGAGCGGCCCUUUUUAUGAAAACCUCGACGAGGUGGCAUUGUCAGACCCUCAGGAUGAGACUCCACCAGCACUGCAGGAACCCAUUCAGGCUGGACAGAAGCCAGUGCAGAACCAGGCCACAGAUCAGUCUCACGACAACCCUGCUUUUGAAGGGGACUCCAACAAAACGGAUUUGAAGUGAGAUGGAAUUGAUGUAUUUUACUACAAGCCGGGCUUGUGGAAUGGGGCGAAUCAGUCAAAACAAACAGGGAAUGAUAUUUCAGAAACUAAAUGUUGAACGUAAAAAGGGAAAUGUUCCAAAAUCAAGAGACAUGUAUGAAGAGAUUUGCACUUUUAAGACUAAGGUCUUUGUGGUUCACAUGUGGGCUUGGUUUGAUUAUCAGCCCACACUUCAAUACAAGAGAAAGAACAGCACGGGUGGCUGAGGGGCUGAGUUUGCUCUUUCAUCAAAUGAGUUAUUUUCCUGUUCAAAAGAUCUACAGAUUCUGAGAAUCUACAGAUUACCUGUACAGAUCCAUGGAGUAUUCCAUAAAAUUUUAAGUUACUGUCAUAUAU